UGUAAGGGCUACUUAUUUCAUAAAACAUUUCAGUUAUGUGUAUGUAUACUUAGUCUAGAAUGUAGGUUUUAUUGUGGGUCUCAAUUUAAAGUAUGAGAAACAGUGUUCUAGGCCAGGGUGAAGUUCUGCAAGUUGGGGCAUAUGGCACACAGAUGGGCAGGCUGUCAGGAUGCUGAAGGCUUGGCUUCUGGGUGUGUAGGACUAUAGUGUAAGGGUCAAGGACAUGGCCAUGGAGUCACACAGCCCUGGGUUUCAUCUCAACUUGCUUCUUAACAGCUAUGCUUGUAGGUCUGGCAUGCUAUUGUUAACGGGGAGAGUGACGUUGUCCUGAGGUUAGUAAGGAAAUGUACAUGUGAUAAACACAUGUGAAAUCUUGAGAAUUAGUUAAGUAGUAAGUGAUGCAUAAAUGCUAACUACUGUUGUUGAUGUUGCUAUUGUUGUUGGGGGUUUUGAUGUUAUAUGAGGCCCUGAAAGGGUGCUGACAGAGAGAAGAAAGAGCAUUUCAGGUAAGAGUGGGUGGGUGGGUGACAAGGAAUAAGCAUGUGUGUGUGUCUGGUAUAAGAGGGCAUGAGCACUGUGUGGCACCAGAAGGUGGUGUUGAAAUUAUAGGGAGAAGAUAACAGGAAAUUUUUGUCCUAGCUUGGGAAAGAACACUGAGCAGUAGAACCUGUUCAACAAUAGGAUGGCUGCUCUGGACUAGCCUGUGCAGUUCCAGGAAGGGCUGUUCCAGAGAUUGUUCUUAGUAGGCUCUUUGGAUGUAGAAACCCCCUCAGACCACCCUCAGAAACCACCUCAGAAGAGGGUUUUCUGGAAAGUAAGUGUGCUCCUGAUCUGAGUCACCCCACACAGAACAUCCGGUCAGUUUCUCUUGCUAUUAGCGAUCGGCUCCUACACUCUACACUAUCAGGAGGAAGCUACCUUAGGGCCUUUAUGCCCCCAUGCUGUUUGAAGUGUUCCCAUCCUCUCAGCUUCAUCCCACAGCUCCCUUGUUGGCAUCCUUUCCGAGUCACUUCACAGAGCCUGUCCACGUACAGAAGAAAACAAGCACAGGAGAGGAAGGGCUUAGCUUGUUGGCUUUGGUGGGUGGUCGGCUGUUGUUUUGUGUUUAGAUUUUAGUUUGAUUUACUGUGUUGUAUGGGUGUUUUGCCUGCAUGUAUGUCUUUGUACCAGUGCUUGUGGAGGCCAGAAGAGGGCAUCUGAUCCUCUGGAACUGGAGUUAUAGACAGCUGGUAGCUGUCAUGUGAGUGCUGGGAACCAAACCCAGGUCCUCUGGAAGAGCAGCCAGUGCUCUUAACUGCUGAGCCAUCUCUCCAGCCCCGGUGGGACUUGGUUGUUGUAGAAAGAAUUCCUUCAUCCAGACAGAUGUUUUCUAGGAUCCUGACAAACUUUGCUGAAGGAUCUUUUAACUGAUUUUUAAAAAAUGGACAUCCUGUGUGGGAAGACAUACCCACCUGUAGUUAGAGAAUAUGCUGAGUGCUAGGUAGGGACAGCCAGGCCUUAGGGUCUACCCUCCCAACAUCCAGAUUAAAUUCUUUUACUGGAAGACAAGUCAUUUAAAGGAGUAUAUUUCCUCAAAAUUUCCUCGGUUAAGGUUUUAAAUUUCAAACAGAUCUUCUGGUUGAUAUACACAUUGAGAGCAAUAGCAGCUGUUUGUCUUUGAGAGCUUGCCUCAUCAUUGGUACAGCCUAGAAUCAGUGGUGUCUUAGAACCCAGGAAAUAUGACCUUUUGUUUUGUACGCUCUUUGAAUUCUGGCUUGAUGUUUGACAUUGGGGCUUUGAAACGGCCAAAGCUAUCAUCUGGCAUCAGUUGAAAGAACUUUGAGCACAUUCCUCUGUGUUUGCAAUUGGGAGAAUAGGUAUUUCUGAGGCCUUACAGCCAUAUUUUACCAACAAAACCAGACCCCAGGGUUGAGAUGUCAUAUAGGCAGGGAUUUAAUCCCAUGGGGAUUCUUUGGCAACUAACAGUUUCAGUUGUAAGUCUCAUCUUCUUUGAGCCUUAGUUUCCUAUCUGUACGGAGGGCUGAAUCAGAUGUUAUCACAUCCAUAACUGCUAGAACUUCCUGUUGACUCGUGGGCACCCUACCCUCUGUUUAGUUAACUAGAAGCCUCAUCCCCGACUUGUUGCAUAAGUGAAUACUGUUAUUGGUAUACACGUCAUUGUGGCGUGGGGUGUAGAGACCUUUGGUUUCUGCUUCUUGGUAUUUGGGGGUUGCCUGAACAUGUAUAUACUCUUGUUAAUUACUUGACCCAAAAGGCUUGAGCUUUGUUCUUAUCCAAGAGAGAAAGAAAGUAUCUUUGUGCCUUGGUUCUGCCUCUAGAUUGAGAGAGAGAGAGCAGUUUAAGGCACAGUGACUAGUUUCAGUGUGUUGAGGGGCCCAGUUUAUUAUCUAGGCAAGUUCUAUUCCAAGGCUGAGCUCAGGCUCAGUUCCCCAGAUAAAGUGCACUCACCAAGAGGACUUGCCUUUUAGUGUCCUGGAGGCCUCAGCUCUGCCAUGGCCCCUCCCUCUGCUCUUGCAACCAGUUAAAGUCACAUCAACAUGUUUCCUUCCGGCAGAGAGAAUCAGAAACUCCAAAACUGGGCCAGGCCAGCUCCACCAUGUCCUGUUCCUGUUCCGGAGAGCUCCCUAGAGCUGCCUCAAGUGCCUCCUACCCUGUGCCCCUUUCAGGGAAGUCAAAUAGGACUGAAUGCCAGCUUUGGGCUGUAUAGGGUCUGGCUUGGAAUUGAGUCCCAGGUUCCUUUCUGAUUUUUUAUCUGACUCUGAGCAGGAUACCCUCCCUGGGUAUGGUAAUCUCUCGAGCCUGUUUCCUCAUCUGUAAUUAAUCCUUCUUCAUACUGUAAAGUACUUACAUUUUUUAAAUGAUGUAUUUAUUUUUAUUUUAUGUGCAUUGGUGUAUUGCCUGCCUGCAUGUCUGUGUGAGGGUGUUGGAACUAUAGACAGUUGUGAACUGCCUUGUGGGUGCUGGGAAUUGAACUGGGGUCUUCUGGAAGAGCAGCCAGUGCUCUUAACCGCUGGCUGAGCCAUCUCUCCAGCCCCCAAGGUUUUGUUUGUUUGUUUGUGGCAGGAUGUCAUGUUUCCCAGGCUGGCCUUAAACUCCUGCCUCUACCUCCAGAGGGCUGAGAUUAUACCCAGUUUAUAAAAUACUACUUUUCUUUUUUUUUUUUUUCCUGGUGGUACUGAGAAUUGAACAUAGUACCUGGCACAUGCUAGACAUCCACUCUAUCACCGAGCUACGUAUUACCAGACCAGGUACUUUCUUACUUGGGGAGUUGGGGAGGAGCUUCACAAAAACACAACAAAGGAAUGUAAGAUUUCAAUACCCCAAUACUUGAAAAUGCACUUAAGGAAAUUGUGUGAGAGAGAGUUGUACAUGUACAUUUGUGUUAUAUGUUUGUCUGCUUUGCCGUGAUUCUGUAGGUCAGAUUAGAAGUAAUAUGUAGAAUGCCUGCACUGAAAGUGUAGUUUCCUUCUCUCUGCCUUUGAGAGUUCUGUGAACUGGAUCUUCAGGGCUGACUCCCCGAGGAAGCGUACUCAGUGGCUGUGCUCUCUGCUUAACACAAGGAUUCUCCCCCAGCCCACCUCUGCCUGCAUUGGUGCUGAUCUGCCUGGGCCGGGCCUCGGCACCUAUAAAUGUCAACCCCACAGGGGUCUGGGAACAAGAGUCUGCUUAGCCUGCCCAGGACUGACACAACUGCUCAGUUAGUAGGUGUACAAAUAUAGAAGGUGGCAUUUGAAGGGACUCUGAAGUGUCUGUAUGAUUUUAUAGGUGGAGACCACUUGGGGAGCAUUCCAGCCAAGGGAUUGGCGUGAGUAGAGGUUGAGAGGUGGGAAAGAGUGAGGAUGUAAUUGGGAAAAGUCUGAGUAACUAGUUUGGCUCAAGUGAUGAAGAGGUGAGCAUGUUAUUUCUGUACUUGCUUGACUAGUUUUUGCGUCCAACUUUACUCCUAGCAUGCUGGCCCCUGAAGAGGCUUAUUUACAAGGCAGGCCCUAGACAGGAAUGCUUGACUUCAGUGCACAGAGGCACACAUCAGCCUUUGCCCCAGAGAGGCAAGGUGUCCCUGGCCCCUUGACACAUUGGGAGAGUAGGCACUUGCACCUGUUGUAUCUGGCCUGUGGCUUUUGCGGCAGGGGCAGCGUUCUGCUCAUCUACAGCAGGGCAUCAUAAGUCUGCAGACCUGAAGGAGGCUGGAGGAAGUUCCCCUGGAGGUGCUGAGGCAGAGGGAGUCCAAGUGGCUGGACAUGCUCAACAACUGGGACAAAUGGAUGGCCAAGAAGCACAAAAAGAUUCGUCUUCGGUGCCAGAAGGGCAUCCCACCUUCUCUUCGGGGACGAGCUUGGCAGUACCUGUCAGGAGGCAAGGUGAAACUUCAGCAGAACCCUGGAAAAUUCGAUGAGCUGGACAUGUCUCCUGGGGACCCCAAGUGGCUAGAUGUGAUUGAGCGUGACCUGCACCGGCAGUUCCCUUUCCAUGAGAUGUUUGUGUCCCGAGGAGGCCAUGGCCAGCAGGACCUGUUCCGUGUGCUGAAGGCCUACACGCUGUACCGCCCCGAGGAGGGCUACUGCCAGGCCCAGGCACCCAUUGCUGCUGUGCUGCUCAUGCACAUGCCCGCUGAGCAAGCCUUCUGGUGUCUGGUACAAGUCUGUGAGAAGUACCUGCCUGGCUACUAUAGUGAGAAAUUGGAGGCAAUCCAGCUGGAUGGCGAGAUCCUCUUCUCACUGCUACAGAAGGUGUCCCCUGUGGCUCACAAGCACCUUAGCCGGCAGAAGAUCGACCCCCUGCUGUACAUGACAGAGUGGUUCAUGUGUGCCUUUGCACGUACCCUGCCUUGGAGCUCCGUGCUGCGAGUCUGGGACAUGUUCUUUUGUGAAGGAGUCAAGAUCAUCUUCCGUGUGGGGCUGGUACUGCUGAAGCACGCACUAGGCUCCCCUGAGAAGCUCAAAGCCUGCCAGGGCCAGUAUGAAACCAUCGAGCAGCUGCGGAGCCUCAGCCCCAAGAUCAUGCAGGAAGCCUUCUUGGUCCAAGAGGUGAUAGAGUUGCCUGUGACAGAGCGCCAGAUUGAGCGGGAGCACCUCAUCCAGCUGCGGCGCUGGCAAGAGACCCGUGGUGAGCUGGAGUGUCGCUCUCCGCCCAGGAUGCAUGGUGCCAAGGCCAUCCUGGAUGCAGAGCCUGGUCCCCGACCUGCCCUGCAACCUUCACCGUCCAUCCGCCUACCCCCAGAUACAACCCUCCUCAGCUCCAAAGCUAAGCCAUCCAAGCAGAUUCAGAAGGAGCAGAGGAGGACAAAGGCCAGUGGGCAGAUGGAAAAGUCCCCAGGCCCCAAUCAAGGCACAGUGGUGACUGCUUCAGGAGAUGCCUGUCCUCCUCAGGAUGUGCCCCCAAAGAACUCAGUCUCCCAGGACCCAGUCCCGCAGGACUCUGCUCCCCAGGACUUAGUCUACCACCGCUCACAGGAGAGCCUGACCUCCCAGGAGAGUGAGGACACUUACUUGUAACCCCGGGAGUUCAGGCCUCCAGGUGGGGUCUCCACACAUCUUACACGGUUCAAAGACUGACAACACUCCAGGUCCUGUGUACCUGAAGGCCCAUCUGCUUGGCCAUUGGGCUGGGAUAGAAUCUGGCUGGCCUAGUACAGAUUCUGCCUGAGCCUCCUUAUUUAUUUUCUCUUGAGUCAAGCUGGCCCAGCCAGCACAGGCAGAAGCUAUGGCCGAAUGAGUUGGGUCUCACUCAGCCCAUCCUUCUGGGGUGUUCCCCAGGGUUAGGGUGCUGACAUGCGGGGAAGCGGUGGGGUACUCUUUGUGUAAAAUAGAAACAUGGUUUUGUACGAAAAUAAACAGGCUUGUAUAGAGA
Peromyscus eremicus (cactus mouse) is the source of this 5847-nucleotide messenger RNA. RefSeq names its product TBC1 domain family member 10A (gene Tbc1d10a). The transcript has 9 exons. Lineage: Eukaryota; Metazoa; Chordata; Mammalia; Rodentia; Cricetidae. The record is from RefSeq and is a predicted model, not a curated record. Bases 4239 to 5492 code for a protein of 417 amino acids.